AUGCACCUCCCAACAAUUCAAACCCUCCUCCCGACCCUCUUCCUCCUCCUCCAACUCCCAACCUCAACGCUCACCAUCCAAUCCCCCUUAAACCCCUCAGUCCCCCCCAAAUCCGGCAACCCAGUAAUAGAAGGCUGGUACGCCGACCCCGAAGCCCGCAUCUUCGACACCACCUACUGGCUCUACCCAACCUACAGCGCAGCCUACGAAACCCAAACCUUUUUCGACGCCUUCUCCUCCCCGGACCUCUUAACCUGGACCAAACACCCAACCAUCCUCAACCUAACCGCCAUUCCCUGGUCCACCAACCGCGCAGCCUGGGCCCCCUCCGUCACCCGCUCCCCGUCUACCGGCGACUACUUCAUGUACUUCUCUGCCGGCGAUGGGGCGGGCAUUGGCGUCGCGAAGUCCGUCUCCGGGGAGCCACAGGGCCCCUAUGAAGAUGUUCUUGGGAAGCCGUUGGUCGGGGAGACAGUGUUCGGGGCGGAGCCGAUCGAUGCGCAGGUGUUUGUUGAUGAGGAUCAACGCGUUUGGUUGUAUUUUGGGGGGUGGAGUCAUGCUGUUGUGGUUGAGUUGGGGAGUGAUAUGGUUAGUCUGAAAGGUGAUUACUUGGAGAUUACUCCUAAGGAAUAUGUGGAGGGUCCUUGGGUUUUGAAGAGGGGUGGGGUUUAUUAUUUUAUGUUUAGUGUUGGGGGAUGGGGUGAUAAUUCUUACGGGGUCAGCUAUGUUACCGGGCCUUCGCCGACGGGUCCGUUUUCUAGUACGCCGACCAAGAUUCUGCAGGGGGAUGAUACCGUUGGGCAGAGUACCGGCCAUAAUAGUGUGUUUACCCCGGAUGGGAAGGAUUACUAUAUCGUUUAUCAUCGGCGGCCGGUUAAUGAUACCGAGCGCGAUCAUCGGGUGACUUGUAUUGAUCGCAUGGAGUUUGAUGAACAGGGGAAUAUCUUGCCAGUGAAGAUUACUUCUGAGGGUGUCGAGGGGAGACCGUUGGCUUAG
Molecule: messenger RNA, 996 nt
Organism: Aspergillus pseudotamarii
Lineage: Eukaryota; Fungi; Ascomycota; Eurotiomycetes; Eurotiales; Aspergillaceae
Product: glycoside hydrolase family 43 protein
Exons: 2
Coding region: 1-996 (331 amino acids)
Biological process (GO): carbohydrate metabolic process
Molecular function (GO): hydrolase activity, hydrolyzing O-glycosyl compounds
Source: RefSeq, a predicted model, not a curated record